GGCGGAUCGAGGUGCUGGAAGAGGAGGGCAGGGGGCGGGCCUGUUGGCGCUGCGAGUCCAUUUUGCCGCCGUGCCCAGCCGGUAACGCGAGGUCCCCGCGGCUGGAGGACAGGCGCCUGCCCGCGGCCCCCGAGUAGCUUCGUUUGAUUGCCCAUCACAACGUGAGGGGAAAAAAAACCCUGAUAGCUUUGUCCUGAAAAAUAGUAACCCUGACGAAUACACCUGCACCUGCUCGCUCGCAGGGGACAGAGGAUGUGAUGGAGCUGCUUGAAGAAGAUCUCACGUGCCCAAUUUGUUGCAGUCUGUUUGAUGAUCCUCGAGUUUUGCCUUGCUCGCAUAACUUUUGCAAAAAAUGCUUAGAAGGGAUCUUAGAGGGGACCGUGCGGAAUUCGUUGUGGAGAUCAUCUCCAUUCAAGUGCCCUACAUGCCGUAAGGAAACUUCAGCUACUGGAGUCAAUAGCCUGCAGGUCAAUUACUCCCUGAAGGGUAUUGUGGAAAAGUAUAACAAGAUCAAGAUCUCUCCCAAAAUGCCUGUGUGCAAAGGACACUUGGGGCAACCCCUCAACAUUUUCUGCCUGACUGAUAUGCAACUGAUUUGCGGGAUCUGUGCUACUCGUGGUGACCACACCAAGCAUGUCUUCUGUUCUAUUGAAGAUGCCUAUGCUCAGGAAAGAGAUGCCUUUGAGUCCCUCUUCCAGAGCUUUGAGACCUGGCGUCGGGGAGAUGCUCUUUCUCGCUUGGAUACCUUGGAAACUAGCAAAAGGAAAUCUCUACAGUUACUGACUAAAGAUUCAGAUAAAGUGAAGGAGUUUUUUGAGAAGUUACAACAUACAUUAGAUCAAAAGAAGAAUGAAAUCCUGUCUGACUUUGAGACCAUGAAACUGGCAGUUAUGCAAGCCUAUGACCCAGAGAUCAACAAACUCAACACCAUCUUGCAGGAACAACGAAUGGCCUUUAACAUUGCUGAGGCUUUCAAAGACGUGUCAGAACCCAUCAUAUUUCUGCAACAGAUGCAGGAGUUCAGGGAGAAAAUAAAAGUAAUCAAGGAAACUCCUUUACCUCCCUCGAAUUUGCCCACAAGCCCUUUAAUGAAGAACUUUGAUACCAGUCAGUGGGAAGACAUAAAACUAGUAGAUGUGGAUAAACUUUCUUUGCCUCAAGAUGCUGGCACGUUCGUUAGUAAGAUUCCCUGGAGCUUUUCUCAGUUAUUUGUGGUAGUCAUUCUGCUCAGCCUUCUCACUUUCUUUGGUCCCACCAUAUUCCUAGAAGGGUCUUUAUUUGAUGAAUUCACAACUUGGAAAGACUGCCUCUCCAACUUUAAUUCCUAUCUGGCUAAAUCAGCUGAUUUUGUAGAACAAUCAGUGUUUUAUUGGGAACAGGUGACAGAUGGAUUUUUCAUUUUCAGUGAAAGAUUUAAGAAUUUUACUUUGGUGGUGCUGAACAAUGUGGCAGAAUUUGUGUGCAAAUAUAAACUAUUAUAAAAUCUGUUGCAACUAUUUAGUUCUCUGUCUUUUGUUAGAAAUUUGUUAAAGAGCUGAGUGGUAGUUCAGAUUUGGUCAAGAUUUCAAUGAAGUAUUUCCCUGCCCAAAGUAUUCCUUUCAAAAAUAAUGUCCUAUAUAUGUUGUUCAAAUGAGUUAGCAUAAAGGUAAAUGUGAAAUUUAAUAGUACAGUCCUGAACCCUCCUUCCUUUUUAAAGAGUGCUUUUGAAAUACACCUCCUACCUCCAAUAUCAGUUGUGUUGAUGCUGUGGAAAAAGGGGAGGUGAAAGCGCAUGAUCUAAUGUUGUAUUAAUGAGGUAGUAUAACAGUGAUUGUUCAUUUAAGCAUGUAAUAAAGACUACUCGUGUAAAGCAA
Molecule: messenger RNA, 1853 nt
Organism: Prionailurus viverrinus (fishing cat)
Lineage: Eukaryota; Metazoa; Chordata; Mammalia; Carnivora; Felidae
Gene: TRIM13
Product: tripartite motif containing 13
Exons: 3
Coding region: 258-1481 (407 amino acids)
Biological process (GO): positive regulation of macroautophagy; innate immune response; positive regulation of canonical NF-kappaB signal transduction
Molecular function (GO): zinc ion binding
Source: RefSeq, a predicted model, not a curated record